Messenger RNA from Trichomycterus rosablanca, 2282 nucleotides. It is a transcript of the gene rbm39b, whose product is annotated as RNA binding motif protein 39b. Gene Ontology annotation, molecular function: RNA binding; U1 snRNP binding. NCBI's taxonomy places the organism in Eukaryota, Metazoa, Chordata, Actinopteri, Siluriformes, Trichomycteridae. Bases 303 to 1796 code for a protein of 497 amino acids. Gene Ontology annotation, biological process: mRNA processing. Gene Ontology annotation, cellular component: nucleus. The record is from RefSeq and is a predicted model, not a curated record. The transcript has 15 exons.
AGUUUCUCACAGAAACAAGAAACGCUACUUAGCACCGAAAGCUAUUGUCCUUGUCUGAGCAUUGCGAGGGAAGACGCGUAUUUUUAUUAUUUAAUUUUAUUGUUUGUACAUACGGUGUAAAAUAAUUGUAACUAGGUUCAUCACGGUGAACUCUCAGUCGUGUAGUCGUUGGAAGCUGAAGCGCGAGCGGGUUAGCAGCUUGUUAGAGAGCGCUAGCUGUUUGUGUCGCGCUUGUUUUAUCUUACAGAAAUAGCCGAUUAAUAACCAACUCACACGAGUUAAAUCAACAGUACAGGUCAACAAUGGCAGACGACUUUGAUAUUGAGGCCAUGCUCGAAGCUCCCUACAGGAAGGGUGACAGCAAGUCUUCUAGUGCAAAUGGCCAUGAAGAACAGAGCAGGAAGAAAAGACACAGUCGGAGUCGCAGCCGGAGUGGGGGUCGUCACAGGAGCCGGAGCAGAGAGCGCAAGAAAAGCAAGGAUCAACGAAGGAGCCGCAGCCGCGAGAAGAAGAAAACACACAGCAAAGACCGACGUCGUUCACGCUCUCGCAGUCAUGAGAGGCACGGACGCUAUCGCAGCCACAAAAGCCCAAACCGCAAACGCUCUCGAAGCAAGAGUCCAUUAAAGAAAGAGAAGAGUCCUGUCAGGAAGCCAAUUGAUAAUUUGAGUGCUGAGGAGAGGGACGCUCGCACAGUGUUUUGCAUGCAGCUUGCUGCCAGAAUCAGACCCAGAGACCUAGAGGAGUUCUUUUCUGCUGUGGGCAAAGUGCGUGAUGUGAGGAUGAUUUCGGACAGAAACUCGCGCAGGUCUAAAGGCAUUGCCUACAUAGAGUUCGUAGACACAACCUCUGUGCCUCUGGCUAUCGGGCUGACCGGACAAAGGCUGCUCGGAGUGCCCAUUAUCGUUCAGGCCUCACAGGCUGAGAAAAACAGGGCCGCCGCAGCAGCUGCUGCUAGCCUGCAGAGAGGUGGUGCGGGUCCUAUGCGCCUGUAUGUGGGCUCUCUUCACUUUAACAUCACUGAGGACAUGCUUCGAGGGAUCUUUGAACCAUUUGGAAAGAUUGAGAGCAUCCAGUUGAUAAUGGACAGUGAGACUGGAAGAUCAAAAGGCUAUGGCUUUAUCUCGUUUGCAGAUGCUGAAUGUGCCAAAAAGGCAAUGGAGCAGCUGAAUGGCUUUGAAUUGGCCGGUCGUCCUAUGAAGGUUGGUCACGUGACUGAGCGCACAGACGGCUCAGCCGCCAGCUCUUUCCUUGACAACGAUGAGCUAGAGAGAACAGGCAUCGACCUGGGCACCACAGGCCGUCUGCAGCUGAUGGCCCGACUCGCAGAAGGUACAGGGCUGCAGAUUCCUCCAGCGGCAAAGCAAGCUCUUCAGAUGGGUGGCGCUAUUUCAUUUGGGAGCAUGCCUUCAGUGAUGCCUAGCCCCAGCAUGAACCAAGCUAUGAACCUCCCCACACAACCCCUGGCCACUCACUGCCUACAGCUCUCCAACAUGUUCAGCCCACAGUCAGAAAAUGAUCCUGGUUGGGAUAUAGAGAUUCAGGACGAUGUCAUCGAAGAGUGCAAUAAACACGGAGGCAUUAUACACAUAUAUGUAGACAAAAACUCGCCGCAGGGUAACGUGUAUGUGAAGUGUCCGUCCAUCCCUACUGCCAUGGCUGCGGUCAGUGCUUUACACGGUCGCUGGUUUGCAGGCAAAAUGAUUACAGCUGCCUAUGUUCCCCUGCCAACCUACCACAACCUCUUCCCUGAUUCAGUCACAGCCACACAGCUGCUGAGACCCACACGCCGGUGAUCUACUUUACUCUCACUCACCAACUUCUUACUCUGUCUGUCUCUCUGCCCACUACCAGCUAUUUUCUAAUCCAGUCUUUCUCAGUCCUGGAGUGACCUUUCCUGCAAGUUGGAUUUUUUUCUCUGUGACAAGUUUUGUAAUUAGUUAAUUAGAGUAAUCGAAUAUGUUGGAAGUAGGAAAAAGACCAAAUUGAAUGAAGGUGCUCCAGGAUGAAGAAACACUGUUCUAACCCAUUUUAAGACAGUCGCUGUCCGUUCCUGAAGGUCUAUAGCACAUUGUAGAUGUUGAAGGUGAACAGUUGCUGGAGAAUUUUAGGUAAGGUUGUGUGGAUUAAGGCUGGCUCGACUGUGUUAGUAAAAGCAUCACUCGGAUAUUCUGGAUUUACUCAGAUCUCUGAGAUUACUUUUUUUUUUUGUUUAUAGCUUUUUGUAAUCACACGGAAUCAUUUUGUAAAAGUGAUUAAAAUAGCUUUAAAAAUAACCAAAA